Molecule: messenger RNA, 1491 nt
Organism: Orycteropus afer afer
Lineage: Eukaryota; Metazoa; Chordata; Mammalia; Tubulidentata; Orycteropodidae
Gene: GPT
Product: glutamic--pyruvic transaminase
Exons: 11
Coding region: 1-1491 (496 amino acids)
Biological process (GO): biosynthetic process
Molecular function (GO): pyridoxal phosphate binding; L-alanine:2-oxoglutarate transaminase activity
Source: RefSeq, a predicted model, not a curated record
AUGGCCUUGAAGGCAGGUGACCAGAGCCAGGCUGCGAUGAACGGGCUGAGGGACAAGGUGCUGACUGUGGACACCAUGAACCAGUGUGUACGAAGGGUGGAGUACGCGGUGCGAGGCCCCAUUGUAAUCCGCGCCCUGGAGCUGGAGCAGGAGCUCCGCCAGGGCGUGAAGAAGCCCUUCACCGAGGUCAUCCGCGCCAACAUCGGGGAUGCACAGGCCAUGGGGCAGAAGCCCAUCACCUUCAUGCGCCAGGUCCUGGCCCUCUGUGUCAACCCUGAGCUCCUGAGCAGCCCCCACUUCCCCGAGGAUGCCAAGAGAAGGGCAGAGCGUAUCCUGCAGGCCUGCGGCGGCCACAGCCUGGGCGCCUACAGCAUCAGCUCCGGCAUCCAGCUGAUCCGCGAGGACGUGGCGCGAUACAUCGAGCGGCGCGACGGAGGCAUCCCCUCCGACCCCACAAACAUCUUCUUGUCCACGGGGGCCAGCGACGCCAUCGUGACGGUGCUCAAGCUGCUGGUGGCCGGCGAGGGCCGCACGCGCACGGGCGUGCUCAUCCCCAUUCCGCAGUACCCGCUCUACUCGGCCACGAUUGCCGAGCUCGACGCCGCGCAAGUCAACUAUUACCUGGACGAGGAGCGCGCCUGGGCGCUCGACGUGCUCGAGCUGGGGCGCGCGCUGCGCCAGGCGCGCGAACGAUGCCGCCCGCGCGCGCUCUGCGUCAUCAACCCCGGUAACCCCACUGGGCAGGUGCAGACCCGCGAGUGCAUCGAGGCUGUGAUCCGCUUCGCCUUCGAAGAGCGCCUAUUCCUACUGGCUGACGAGGUGUACCAGGACAACGUGUACGCCGAGGGCUCGCAGUUCCACUCGUUCAAGAAGGUGCUCACCGAGAUGGGGCCGCCGUACGCUACGCAGCAGGAGCUCGCGUCCUUCCACUCGACUUCCAAGGGCUACAUGGGCGAGUGCGGGUUCCGCGGCGGCUACGUGGAGGUAGUGAACAUGGACCCUGAGGUGCAGCAGCAGCUGCAGAAGCUGAUGAGCGUACGGCUGUGCCCGCCCGUGCCCGGCCAGGCCCUCCUUGACACGGUGGUCAGCCCGCCCGCGCCCUCCGACCCCUCCUUUGCGCAGUUCCAGGCGGAGAAGCAGGCGGUGCUGGCGGAUUUGGCGGCCAAAGCCAAGCUCGCAGAACGGAUCUUCAACGAGACUCCGGGCAUCUGCUGCAACCCGGUGCAGGGCGCCAUGUACUCUUUCCCCCGCGUGGAGCUGCCCCAGCGCGCAGUGCAGCGCGCGCAGGAGCUGGGACUGGCCCCGGACAUGUUCUUCUGCAUGCGCCUGCUGGAGGAGACUGGCAUCUGCGUGGUGCCUGGAAGCGGCUUUGGGCAGCGGGAAGGCACCUACCACUUCCGGAUGACUAUUCUGCCCCCCAUGGAGAAGCUGCGGCAGCUGCUGGAGAAGCUGAGCCAGUUCCACGCCAGGUUUACCCUCGAGUACUCCUGA